GUUAUCUCAUGGAUUUGUGGCGAUGGGAUGUCUUCUCAGGCAAAACAAGUUCCGAUGAGUUAAACAAAAAGUGGUGGGAAUUGAGAAUCAAAUAUCAAGGAUUGUCGCCUCCUGUGAAGAGAUCGGAGCAAGACUUUGAUGCCGGAGCCAAAUACCAUAUAUCGGCGGGCGUUGAAUACAUCAGAUAUUUCGUGUCUUUUAUAAUACAAUUCCAAUUUCAUAAGGCUUUGUGCGGAAGGGCUCAGCCGGACGUUCCUCUCUAUAAGUGCGAUAUCGAUGGCAACAAAGAGGCCGGUCUUAUAUUGUCUGAAGCUCUCAAACUCGGCUCAUCCAAGCCGUGGCCCGACGUUAUGGAGAUAUUGACCGGCAGUAGACAAAUGAGUGCCAAACCAUUGAUUGAGUAUUUCGAUCCACUUCUUAAAUAUAUUGAGAAUGAGAUCCAAAACGAGACGAUCGGAUGGACAGCAGAUGUGAACGCAUAUAUGGAAGCGCCGACUGAGGCCAUCAAAGGCGGGGAAACUGAUUUGGAAACACGUAUUCAAACAUUAGAGACAAACAAUCAGUUAUUAAACAACAGAAUCAUAAAACUUGAAGAGGAAAUGAUUCAUCAAAAGAAA
Messenger RNA from Medioppia subpectinata, 617 nucleotides. The record is from the annotation of a GenBank genome assembly. NCBI's taxonomy places the organism in Eukaryota, Metazoa, Arthropoda, Arachnida, Sarcoptiformes, Oppiidae.